Oncorhynchus masou masou (cherry salmon) is the source of this 6363-nucleotide messenger RNA. It is a transcript of the gene slc6a8, whose product is annotated as solute carrier family 6 member 8. Gene Ontology annotation, molecular function: gamma-aminobutyric acid:sodium:chloride symporter activity. Gene Ontology annotation, biological process: sodium ion transmembrane transport. The record is from RefSeq and is a predicted model, not a curated record. Lineage: Eukaryota; Metazoa; Chordata; Actinopteri; Salmoniformes; Salmonidae. Gene Ontology annotation, cellular component: plasma membrane. The coding region runs from base 668 to 2641 and encodes 657 amino acids. The transcript has 13 exons.
AAUUGUCAUACAGUGCACCAAGAGAGAGCAAGGAUAAGGAUAACCGCGAUAGACCUAUCAUAUUGUCAGUAUUUUUCCGAAGCGAAGGAAGCCAAGGAGCAGGAUGAUCUAGCCUCGGAAUCUAAAGACAAAACCACGAAUGUAAUUCCGUUACAUUCGUCAUCGAGCGCGCGCAAAGCCCGCUGAGUUUUUCGCCUCGACACCCGUCUCCUCUUUGAGAGAUAAGUUCCCAUGCGAUUCUUCAGACUCACAUUCAAGUGUUUCGUAGAUUGUUUUUGAAGGUGCUCUCAAAUUCGGUGAUUUUCUUUGGGGGCAAGUGUCCUUUAUUUUUUAUACACCUCAAAUGUAAUAAACAUUUAAUUCUGAUCUCCGUCUCAUCGUUGCGCGUUUGACAUUGCUAUACGAUAAUAGAGAUACAAAUUAUACCUAUUCAAGUGACUUAUCAUACCCUUAAAUUAAAAAGGGGAAAUAAAUCAGAUCCUAUUCCCAUAGGAUUGCCAGAAGAAGAACAAAGGACCAUCUUCGGGUCCAGGGAAAUCGACCCGAACGAAUAAAAGCUUAAGAAAGCUGUAUCUAUUGUCCUGAAUCGUCACCGAUCUUUUCAGUGGUUUCCUCCUCAGUGUUAGUGGGAAAUUGAGGGUGCAUUGUUUACAAGUGCGUAAUUGGCAUGGAGAAACCUGCAUUCGAAACUGACUGCUGUGCUGUGAACGUGGUCCUCGGGGAGGAGAAAAAGGGUCACCUCAUUCCGAACGGAAACGGGCACCAAGCUGGCGUGAACGGAAGCCUCAUUGGUGGAACUGACGGGGCAGGAUGCGGAGCCACACCUGGCACGAUGUCGUCAGUGGAGAAACCAGUGCCAGGGUAUCCCGAACGAGAGCAAUGGACCAGACAGAUGGAUUUUAUCAUGUCCUGCGUCGGCUUCGCUGUAGGGCUGGGAAACGUCUGGCGCUUCCCUUACCUAUGCUACAAAAAUGGUGGAGGAGUGUUUCUGAUUCCCUACCUCAUUAUUGGGGUUGUUGGGGGAAUUCCUAUAUUCUUUCUGGAGAUUGCAUUGGGACAGUUUAUGAAGGCUGGCAGCAUCAACGUGUGGAACAUCGCACCUCUAUUUAAAGGACUGGGGUAUGCCUCCAUGGUCAUAGUGUUCUUCUGUAACACCUACUACAUCAUGGUCCUAGCCUGGGCCUUCUACUAUUUCAUCAAGUCCUUCAACGCUACCCUGCCCUGGUCCACCUGUGACAACCCCUGGAACACGCCCAGCUGCAUCGAGAUCUUUCAUCAUGAAGACUGCCUGAAUGGCACCAUUGGCAACACUACCUAUGGCAACAUGACAUGUGAGGAGCUGGCAGAUGGGCGUUCUCCCAUUAUUGAAUUCUGGGAGAACAAGGUGCUGAACAUCUCACAAGGGCUGGACUACCCAGGAUCCAUCAACUGGGAGCUGUUGCUGUGCCUGGCGGCCGUCUGGGUGAUGGUGUAUUUCUGUGUGUGGAAGGGGGUGAAGUCCACAGGCAAGAUUGUGUAUUUUACUGCCACGUUCCCCUACGUCGUCCUGAUUAUCCUCCUGGUGAGAGGGGUGACUCUUCCUGGUGCCUACGAUGGAAUCAUGUUCUACAUCAAGCCUGACUGGUCCAAGCUUGGCGAGGCGCAGGUGUGGAUUGAUGCUGGCACACAAAUCUUCUUCUCUUAUGCUAUUGGGCUUGGAGCUCUCACUGCCCUAGGCAGCUACAACAGAUUCAACAAUGACUGCUACAAGGAUGCCUUCAUGCUAGCUCUAAUCAACAGUGGCACCAGUUUCUUUGCUGGCUUUGUGGUGUUCGCCAUUCUAGGCUUCAUGGCAAACGAGCAGGGAGUGGACAUCUCCCAAGUGGCUGAAACAGGUCCUGGCUUGGCCUUUAUUGCGUAUCCUAAAGCUGUGACUCUGAUGCCAAUGCCCCCGGUCUGGGCUGCUCUCUUCUUCUUUAUGCUGCUCGUACUGGGUCUUGACAGUCAGUUUGUUGGAGUGGAAGGUUUUGUAACUGGGAUUCUAGAUCUCUUUCCUGGAAAGUAUUACAUGCGCUAUAAGCGUGAAAUCUCUGUGGCAAUCUGCUGUUUAAUGUGCUUUAUUAUAGAUCUCUCCAUGGUUACACAGGGAGGGAUGUAUGUCUUCCAGCUUUUUGAUUAUUACUCCGCCAGCGGUAUGACCCUGUUAUGGCAAGCAUUCUGGGAAUGCAUAGUUGUCAGCUGGGUCUACGGUGCUGACAGGUUCAUGGAUGACAUUGCUCGUAUGAUUGGUUACCGGCCUUUUCCUUGGAUGAAGUGGUGCUGGUCGUUUAUUACUCCGUGCGUUUGCAUGGGUAUCUUCCUAUUUCACCUGUUCAACUACAAGCCUCUUACCUACAACAAUACGUAUGUGUACCCAUGGUGGGGUGAGGUGAUUGGUUGGUGCAUGGCUCUGAUGUCCAUGCUCUGUAUCCCUGUCAGCGUGUUGUACAAGCUCUGCAGGGCCACGGGAACCUUCAAGGAGCGUUGGGAGAAGCUGACCAAACCACAGUGGGGUCCCCAUCACCUUGAAUACAUGGCGCCUGAUACUGACAUAAAGAGCCUGGCCUCCCUCUCUGCCAGCACAGAAGACAACAAGGUUAUCAUCUUUGAAAGUGGUAUGUAGGCUAUAGCCUACAGGAAAGCCUUUGACAACACUCUGAAGACCAGAUGAUCAUUGAUGUAAUAAUUGAUGUAUUCAUUUGGGUCAAUGACACAAUCAAAAAGGAAUCACCUGGUAAUUACGUGCAAUUAAUUAGAGGAUGCAGAUAAUGUACACAGACGGUUCUCUACACCUAUACAAAAUCAAUUCACAACGGUCUAUUGGACAGUCGAUAAUCUUCACCUGGGAUGUUGAUAAUCAAUGUCCUGAUUGGUCCAUUCUAUAAACAGGUGCCGUAUAGUCUUUGGGGAGGGGGGGGGGGGUGUAGCCCACCACCUCACCCAGUAUGGCAGAAUUUUUACAGGCUAUCUUUAAGACUGAUAUGGAAUUUCUUGAAAUUACACAUUACUGCAAGACCAAUCAUGUGGUACGGAGGGUUUGUGUAUCAACCGGUGUAGUUCUCCUUCAUAAGAGAUCUUGCAUAAAAAUCUUUUUGGCUAAUUUGAUACAUGAAAAUAUAUGUAUUACACAUUGAGAGUAAGCAUUUCAGGGUAAGGUCUACUACACCUGUUGUAUUCGGCGCAUGUGACAAAUAAAGUUUGAUUUGAUAUAUGAAUAUAUAAUUAAAAGCAUUUGUUCAAAUUGAUAUUAUAUCAUAUACUGUAUAAUACACUACAGUUUGUCGGUUUGGCUGAGUUGAUAUAUAAAAUACAGAAUUUUUUCCAAUUGACUUCAAUAUUCUGGCUUCUUUAGGCCCCUGAAGUUAUGUAGUUGCCAAACUGUCAAAAUGAUCAUCUUUGAUCAUUGAUCUUGUGUAAUGUGUCUUUCAUGGCGACAAUAGUCCUCAGAACUUUAGACAUAAACUAAAGAUUGAUUCAGUGCCAAAAUGGAGCAUACUUGUCAUUCUCUUGUUAUUGAUAGAGAAUGGUUUUGGUUGCCAUAUACACUAUCUAUUUUUAUUUGCCUAGAUCAGUCUGAUAUAUAUUGUGUCUUCCGAUUUAACUGUCUGAUGUUUGGGAACAUCUUGAAAGAAAACAAUGCAGCUCUUACUCAUGAAGCAGUUUAGAUGCCUUGAAACAUUUUCAUUGAUAAGUGUGUCUACAGAUAUAUAUUUUCUAAUCAACAAUAAUCACUAAAUUGAACAGUUCUGUAAGAUUUAAGAUCGCUCUUCUCUAAUUCAAAAAGGUGACUGGCUGAUAUAUUGCUCAUAAUGGCCAUUAAAAACAAAUGAUCCGAUACUUCCUCUGGCAUUAACUUGCAAAAUGAUCACUUGGCCAAGUGGUCAGGAUUUACCUCAUAUUUCAACCAACCUAUUGUUACAAAGACAAGUACAUCUCUGCAGCAUGUAGGAGGACAGUAUUUGGAUCUAACUACAACAUUGCCACAACAAGUAGCUGCUGUGCCAUUUGCCAGUGACUGGAACAGGGUGAAGAGUAACUAACUGUAAGGUGUUAUAUCGUGAGUUUAACUCUGAGUAUUACACACACAGUAUUAAUGUUGCAGCCGUACAGAAGCUGGACACGUAGAUCAUUGCCUUAUGUUGUUUGUCUUAAAUCUAGAGCCCAUAUGUCAACUCUGACUAGCCAUAUUCUUACCUGGUCCACUGAGGAACAGUCUUGAAGAUAACCAAAUGGAAAUUCUGCCAUUUACCAUGAUAUGGAUAACAUAUGAUUUAUUUCGAUAUUGAAAAGAUCAUUAGAAUGUAAAAUAUAUUAAAUAAUGCAAUGCUAAAAACUACAUUUGCACAUUGUAAAAUAUCUCGCUAGCACUUUAAAAACAAAUCGUGUUAGAAUAACAAUUUUUGUUUUGUUUUACAUAUUGUAAAAUAAAUCAGAGAUUUUAUUUUGUGAAGGCUUUUAUUUUGCUUAUACAUACAGUAUAAAAAAAUAUAUUGAAUAUCUUGUGUGUUAUAUUUUAAAGAGUUUGAUGCAGUAUGUAAUUUUGAUGAAGAUUUCUAAGGGGAAGAGCAUGCGCCAUUGAGAUGCUGCGAUGCAGUACUCCUCAAAAGGCUUGUGUGAUUCAUAACACACAGAAGGGAUUUUUGGUUUCAAAUAUCAAGUGCUCCAGUGUUAAGUAGCCUAAUAGAUUAUUUGUGUGUGUUUAAUUACAGUAUUUCCCUCAGACCACCCAGAGCUCAGUUAAAUGUUAAAAUUUCUCAGAAAGACCUUCUAAUUUGGUCCACACAACACAAGAGUAUUAAUUUGAUUAAGAAUUAAAAGAUUUUGGAAUAUUUUUUUACUUGGGAUUUCAUCAUUUUCAACAUAUUUCACGUCUGGCUUCAAGUGUAAUUUAUGUUCUCUACUUAGAAGCAGUGUGCUCUCAUUUGUAAAAAAUAAAAUAAAAAUAAUAAUCAUUAAGAUUAAAAGGUCCUCCUUUGUGUCAGAUAUUACAGAAUUUGACAAGAAACUAAACUCUCUUUCUGUAUAUGCCUUUUGACUAUCUGCCACGGUCCUCCUACACUAAACCUGGCAUAUAGAAAAUACUCUAAUGCUCUCCCACCUUUCAGAAUGGAAAACCACAUGGUAAAAGUGGUGGGUUUGGUUGUUGGUUAUGAAACUUUGAGACAGAACAAUCAUUCCCUCCUAAAUGUAGAACUAAAUGCGCCUUUCAUACUGUUGGUCUAUGGACAUAUGUAAGGAUGAGGACACAAGGCAAGUUUUAUAGCAAGGCUAUGGUAAAAUAAAUGUUAAAGUUAAGAAUCUAUUUUAACAAUGUUUUUUUACAUUGGCUUUCCUUAUAAUACUCCUAGAUUAUAGCCUGGGUUGGUCGAAAGGUGAAACAUUUAAAUGUAGUCAUUAAAUGUAGAAAAUCUAAAUGAAAUAUACAUAAGCAAAAUCAUAUGUAUGGUGUCAUCUUUUGCGCUCUGCCAAAUUGUUCUCGACAGUAUCUUUAAUCCAAAGUAUGACUCACAAAGGGGAAAUGUUGAAUUGAUAAUGAAAGCCUUGUGGAUCUAUUCCAUAUCAUACAAAAUUGUAAAAAAAAAUGUAAUCGAUAUGAAAAAAUACUCAUUCCCCAUUGCUGAAUAUGAUUUGUUUAUUUUAAAAUCUACAUGAAGUCUUUUAAAAUGUUCUGUUUAUUUUCAUAAACUAUACAGACCAAUUACCAUAGUUACCAUGGAAUACGUUGUACUGUAAUGAUUGUAUACAGUACAUUAAACUGGAAUAUCCAUCAUUAGCUGAGAAAGACUAACGCUAACCAACUAUGCAAAGCUGUAAAGAAACACUUGUUGCGACAGUUGACAGUUGAAUAGUUCUUAUGGCAUCUGCUGUAUGAUUGACAGUGAACAGAUAGUAGUGCAAAUGGGGCCACAACUCUCCCCUACACAGCUAUCUCUCUUCCUCAUCCCCUCUCCUUUUCCACAAUGUCAUUUGGAGUUUUGUUUUCACAAAUCCAACACAAAGGCCUGGAAAGAAGGGUACAAUCAAGCCUGAGAAAAUGGCAUUUCAUCAUCCACUGAGUCCUUUGGCAAAGGAUACUGUCUUGAAAAAGAUAUAGUAACACUUGACUUCAUCUAACUGUUAUUGUACUCUGUGUCAUGUAAGAUCUAACAUCAGUCUUCCAUUCAUAACAUAGAAUAGUGAUAAAGAGAUGACUGUAACCUAUGUUGACAUCCCAAGUGUUCCAUCAACCUUGUCCCUCACAAUUUAUGAAGGGAUUCAUGCUUAAUACCACUGUGAUUCUGUGCUAAAAAUCCACUCGCCCUAUUCAAAAUAACAAAAUGGCAAUAAAACUUACUUCAAUAAAAA